Molecule: messenger RNA, 2457 nt
Organism: Teleopsis dalmanni
Lineage: Eukaryota; Metazoa; Arthropoda; Insecta; Diptera; Diopsidae
Product: paired box pox-meso protein-like
Exons: 2
Coding region: 1331-2362 (343 amino acids)
Biological process (GO): anatomical structure development; regulation of transcription by RNA polymerase II
Molecular function (GO): DNA-binding transcription factor activity, RNA polymerase II-specific; RNA polymerase II cis-regulatory region sequence-specific DNA binding
Source: RefSeq, a predicted model, not a curated record
GAGAUCAUCUUCACUUCAUUUGUGUAUAUGUUUCCAUGAAGGAAAAAAUCGCCAUUAAGAAUUAUACACUCAUUUUGAUGAUGCACACACAGAAGUACCAAUCUUAUUCGGGUCUUCGAAGUAUUCACAAUAAAUGGAAUAAAACAAAUUUUCUAAUAAACUAAAUGAGUCAAAUAAAAACAGAAAUAUAUUGUGAAGCCACUCGCACACGAUCAAGUUGGUGUUGGUAAAAUUCAAUCUCAUUUCUCAUGAAUGCGGUUGAGAUAGAUGAGAUGCCCGCCAAAUAAUGCCUGCGUUAAUAGCAUUAACGCCUUAUUAGUCUCAGCAAGUACGGGUGACGAACAAGUUGGACCGAAGACGUGUCGCGUCAAACAUUUUGUUUGAGUAAAAUUUUGACGAAAACCGCGGGAAAGUCAAAAUCGCAAAUCACACAUGAAUUAAAAUCAUAAUUUUUAAUAAAAUUGAAAUAAUUUUUUUGAAAUAAAUUAUUUUAUAAGUGACAUGACAAAUAUAAUGUGUUAAUGAUCAUUAAUUUGGCUUAAUAGAUAAUGAUACUUGUGAGCAUAAAAAUUCUUUAAGGUUACAGUUGAGUGAGUGCGGCUGCUAAUGUUGCUUAAGAAGCUAUGCAUAAGCGCUUGAUUUAAUUUUCAUUGAACUUUUCUAAACUCCAUCACCCGAUAAAUUGCAAAAGUUACUUUGAUCUCAAUAAAGAAAUUGUAUUUUUUUUUUGUGAAGGCGAAUGUUAAUUUAUAAUUAUGACGGAGAAUUGAUAAAGCCUAACAUAAACAAACGUGUAGUAUGGUUUUCGGUGAUUUAUGUACGGGAGGUCCAAUGCACGGAAACGCUUAUUACAGCGUUUCAAUUACCAAUAAAUCAUAAAAUAUGAAAGUAUGAAAGAAAAUACUCAAAAGAACGAUUUUUGUGAAAACAUAGCAUAAAAUCACAAAAAAAAAAAAAAUACAACAUUUAAAUAAGGUGUGAAGUGGGAGCUAAUUUUCCAACAAAGGAAAAUUUUGAGGGCUCAAGAGAAGUGCUAAUUAAAUUUGUGGCAGAAACGAAUGCUUUGUCGAAUAGUUUUUUGACCAAAAUCUAAAAGCAUAAAAGUGGAUUAAUCUUAAUUAUCGCAACUGAGUGGUUUUAUUUCGACUGUAAUUGUUAGUAAUUUACAAUUAAUUACCGCAAUUUGCAGAUUAUUGUGUUUAACGCUACACUAUAUAGACAAAUAUCGGAAAAAUUUUUGUCUAUUAAACAAUAUCAACAAGUUUGCCAACAAGAGCAAGUCAUCUAAUACAGCUAAUAAAACCACUUACUGAAACAAAACAAUUUCAACAUGAAUAUGGAUCCAGAAAAUCACCUACCACAAUAUGGCGAAGUAAAUCAAUUAGGCGGUGUCUUUGUAAAUGGUAGACCUUUACCGAACGCAACACGUAUGCGCAUAGUGGAGUUGGCGCGUUUAGGCAUAAGACCCUGUGAUAUAUCGCGACAGCUACGUGUCAGUCAUGGUUGUGUUUCGAAAAUACUUGCACGUUAUCACGAAACUGGUUCCAUAUUACCUGGCGCCAUAGGCGGUUCAAAGCCACGGGUGACCACACCUAAAGUAGUCAGUUACAUACGAGAAUUAAAGCAACGAGAUCCAGGCAUAUUUGCUUGGGAAAUACGCGAUCGUCUGCUGUCAGAAGGUGUUUGCGAUAAAACGAAUGUGCCUAGCGUCAGUUCAAUAUCGCGUAUACUACGCAAUAAGCUUGGCGCUAUGGGACAUCAUCACAAUGCAAGCAUAACAGGCAGUACAAAUACUUCACCGCAUCAUCCUCAUGCACACCAUCAUCAUCAUCAUCACUCAGCGCCCCCCUCACAUGCCGUUUCAGCUGUAGCUGCAGCAGCACAUCACACAGCCGCUCAUGCGCAUCCACAUUUAUAUAACUCCAUCUAUCAACCGUACAGUACAUACGGUAUGAAAACCGCUGUUUCAUGUGGAAGUCCAUCACCGCCUCAAGGUGGAGCCCAGGCACAUCAAUUGCACAGUGUUGCAGCUGCUGCAGCCGCGGCGCAUUGUUGGCCAUCAUCGCAUUCAGUUACUGAUAUAUUGGCACAUCAUCAGGCGGUUGCGUUACGCGCCAGUUGUCAAGUAGGCAACGCCAUAUCACCAUUGACGCCAGCAAUUCCAAUGACACCGUCUCCAGUUGGUAGUGUGGCCGGCACAGGAAGUACGCAGCAAGCACUCGAUAAUGAAAAUAUCAGCACUAAUGCAACACAUCAGCAUCAGGUAGUACAGCAACCCUAUAAUUAUUAUAUGUAUUUUCAAAAUGGCGGCAUGCACCAUCAUCACGGUGGUAUGAUGGCUGCAGGCGCAACGAGCUUAUGAAGUUUGUUUUUGUUAAUCAAAUUUUUUUUUGUUUAUGGUUUUAACUUUAUAUUUAAAUAACGGAAAGGCGUACAAUAGAGAUAAGUUUAAAUACU